CUCGGAUAUUUCAAAAUUAAUUCUAUAUCCAACAUGACUUAAUCUCAAAAUCUCACGGUCAAAUCUUUGGUAAACUAACAAUCCAUUAAAUGAAUGUAUAAAAUCUCCGAUUAACUCUAGUUUACAAGAUCAUGAUCUAUAUUUACAGUCUAUGUUCACUUUACAGUCUAUGUUCACUUUACAAAAUGGCUAGCCUUCUAACUCGUCACUCCCUUUAGUUUCCCCGUCCUCAGUUUCACUUCCUAAAAUGGUGGACAAGGAAAACUAGGUGAGAUAAAAUAUCUCCGCAAGUAAAUAUGGAUAGUCCUUGGGUAAAACUUUUAGCAUGCCUGAUAAACAAUUUAAUAUAACAAAACGCUCAAUGACAACAUCAGAUUCAGUUCAAUUGCAAAGCAUUCAAUGACAAACCGUCAAUGCAAAAUCAGAUUCAGUUCAAUAACCAAACGUUUCCUGACAAACCGUUAAUGCAGAAGAAAACUCAAUUCAGUAGUCUCAUCUAUAAGUCAUGGCCAACAUUUAACACCCACUAGCAGGCGUCGGAAUUUACCAAUGUGUUCGCCCAUUGGCAGGGGUCGAAAUUUGCCAAUGUAUUCGCCCAGUGGCCGGCGUUGGAAUUUGCCAAUGUAUUCGCCUAGUGGCAGGCGUCAGAAUAAACCGGUCAUAUCAGUAAACAUGUCGACAUGUGCUAGUGUUACUCCCACUAGCGGGGAUUAGAAAUCAUGAUUAUAUCAGAGACAAAACCAUGCAAAAUUUACAAAAAAAUCCAUAAUUCACAAUCAAUAUCCAAUUUCAGA
Molecule: messenger RNA, 794 nt
Organism: Rubroshorea leprosula
Lineage: Eukaryota; Viridiplantae; Streptophyta; Magnoliopsida; Malvales; Dipterocarpaceae
Source: the annotation of a GenBank genome assembly